AUGAACUCGACUCCAUCAUUCGCAAUAAACAUCUGGAAACCUCGUGUCCGAGAAUCCAACACUGAACUUCCUGAAGGCUUUGUUCCACUGCCUUAUACUGUUCACAUUGGACGUGGGAGAGUCUGUUCCGAAGCCACAGGCAAUCGUCGAUUGAAAGUAAUAGUUGAUAGCUUUCUUCAAGACUAUCAAAAGGCAAAGACCAAGAUUGAAAAGUCUGUAAUUGUAUCCAAGAUUGUGGAUAUUGUAUAUGAUGCAUGUGGUUCAGCAGGAGCCUUUGUGAAGUACCAAGGCGGAAAAUGGUUGGAAGUUGGAGACUAUGCUGCCAGAGAAAAGGUUGGAUCGAUGCUUCGAGAUGCUCUUUCGGAAAAGUACCGAUCCAGUAGCAAGGCCAAGCUUGCAAGAAGAAAACAAGUCAAAAAACAAGUCUAUCAAGCUGCAGAGAGCAACGUCAUCAAUGCAAUCCUAAGUUUCAAACACGAAGAAGAGAGUACUGCUUCACCAACCUUCACUGACAAGAAAACAGCAGAGAAGGCCAAAGAACCCUCCUCCAAGAAACAAGGUCCCAAGAGUGCUCUUAGUUCGUCUUCAUCGUUUUCAUGGUCACCUACAAAAACGCACCUUCCCACCCCUAGUGGACUUCCAGUGCUUCGCCCCGACUUGAAACAAGACAAAGACAGCACUCCAAAACCAACAGAAUUUAGCUUUCUCUCGAACACUGCACCAAUUUCAAGGUCAAUAUUUGAUGAUACCAGCUACCAUGGGCCCUCCGCAGCAGCUGAGUUUCAACAGCAAGACUGGCAUUUCACUCUAUGA
Molecule: messenger RNA, 813 nt
Organism: Cylindrotheca closterium
Lineage: Eukaryota; Bacillariophyta; Bacillariophyceae; Bacillariales; Bacillariaceae
Source: the annotation of a GenBank genome assembly